Molecule: messenger RNA, 1276 nt
Organism: Candidula unifasciata
Lineage: Eukaryota; Metazoa; Mollusca; Gastropoda; Stylommatophora; Geomitridae
Source: the annotation of a GenBank genome assembly
GAAUGAAAUACUUGGGAUUUCAGACGGUAUAGAAGACCUGGGAACAAUUAGAUGGCAGAUUGCUUUGUGUUUGCUUCUUACCUGGACUUUGACCUUCUUCUCCCUCAGCAAAGGGGUCAAGAGUGUAGGAAAGGUAGUCUACUUCACAGCUCUGUUUCCAUAUGUUGUCCUAACCAUCUUAUUCUUCCGUGGUAUCACUUUGGAUGGAGCAAAAGAUGGAAUUAUUUAUUACCUGACACCAAACUUUGAUAAACUAAUUGAAGCACAGACUUGGGUCUCAGCAGCUGUGCAAAUAUUUUUUGCCCUAAGUCCGGCUUGGGGAGGUCUUAUAACAUUGUCUAGUUACAACAAGUUCCACAACAACUGUUUCAAGGAUUCUCUUAUUGUUGGUGUGGGCAACAUCUGUACGAGCAUAUUUGCCGGGUUUGUUAUCUUCAGCAUUGUUGGUUACCUGGCUAAAGAAUUGGAUAUGCCUGUUGGGGAUGUUGUCAAACAAGGUCCUGGGCUGGCUUUUGUCGUUUUCCCAGAUGUAGUAACCAGAUUGCCUGUUCCUCCUCUGUGGUCAUUUCUAUUCUUUUUCAUGUUGAUUACAUUGGGCAUGGGCAGUGAGUUUGCUUUGCUAGAGACUGUGAUGACCGCGGUGCAGGACACCUACCCUCCUCUCAGACAGAAGAAAGUUUUUGUGGUUCUCACUGUAUCAAUCAUAGGAUAUCUCGGUGGCCUCAUAGUCUGCACAGAGGGCGGCAUGUAUGUUCUUCAGCUGAUGGAUACGUAUGCUGCCAGCUGGGCUGUCUUCAUUAUGGCCAUUUUGGAAUGUAUUAUUAUCGCCUGGCUAUAUGGUGCUGACACGUUUAUCCGAGACAUCGAAAUGAUGAUUGGGCGCCGAAGCCGAGCCUGGCACUUGUUCUUCACAUUUUUCUGGAAGUUUUUAACACCAGCCACACUUAUUUUUCUGCUGUUCUUCAACUGGAUUGACUACAAACGGAUGUCAUACAAUGAUAAAGUAUACCCCAUGUGGGCGGAGCUCUGCGGCUGGCUCAUGGCUUUUGUUCCUAUAUUUAUUAUCGUUGGCUUGGGUGCCUGGAGAUUCUACCGCUCACAGAAGGAGAAGAGUUUGAGAGAGAAAAUCAGGCGUAUGUGUCACCCAACGCCAAAGUGGGGCCCAGCACAUCAGAUCCCUAAAUACGACCAGGUGGACAUAGAAAGUGGAAAAUCCAGAACAGUAACUAACCCGGGAUUUUCAGCUCGCAGCAAUCCGUUUGAGACUAGGAUAUAA